Molecule: messenger RNA, 1509 nt
Organism: Anopheles funestus (African malaria mosquito)
Lineage: Eukaryota; Metazoa; Arthropoda; Insecta; Diptera; Culicidae
Gene: Orc5
Product: origin recognition complex subunit 5
Exons: 2
Coding region: 115-1509 (464 amino acids)
Biological process (GO): DNA replication; DNA replication initiation
Cellular component (GO): nucleus; nuclear origin of replication recognition complex
Molecular function (GO): DNA replication origin binding
Source: RefSeq, a predicted model, not a curated record
CUUUUGGCGCUCUGCUUUCGUUCCGUAAAAAAGAAACGCCAUUCUAUGUUGUGCAUUCUUUGAUUCUUGAAUAGAUAAACAGCUUUAAAGAAAGGUUCUAGUGCGCAAAAAAGCAUGGAUGCGUUUGUUAAACAUAUUGCCACGCUUUAUCCCUGCCGGGACGCGAUCGUACGCAAGCUCUACAAGUAUUACCGCACUGGCGAUCCGUUUCCACCGGCACUGUACAUCUACGGACAAUCAUCCACUGGGAAAGCUUCGAUUGCUCGUGAAGUGUUACGUAGCGAUGGAAGCGACUUUAGAUGCGCCCACAUCAACGUGAUCAGCUGCUAUACGAACAAGAUUCUGUUCGAAACCAUUGCCCGCCAGUUGGAGGGAACGGAGUUAACGCAGGCCAACAAUUACAGUUACGAACGGAAGCUUGAGUAUGUGAAGGAUUUUUUGGCGGCAUUACAGCAGCUUAACCGGGCAGGAUCGUACGUGGUAGUGCUACAGAAUGCGGAACGGCUUCGUGAUAUGGCGCACAAUCUGUUGCCUUUGUUUCUGCAGCUGCCGGAAGCGACUGGGUUGAAUAUUUCGGUUGUGCUGCUGUCUUCACUGCCGUUUGAGAAGUUCUACAUCAAAACGGGCCUACCACCGGUAGUGAAGCUGUUUGUACCGGAAUAUACACGCAAUGAAAUGCAGCGUAUUCUAAUGAACGAUUACACUUUGCAUAUUGAACGUUUGGCCAAGCACGAGGAGUUCGAUAAGAAUACCAACAAUCAAAGUCGGGAUUGGUUGUCCGCUGUGACGCAGGAUUUUCAUCGCAACUAUGUGAAUUUGUUUCUCGGCACGUUUUGGAAGGUGUGUCGCGAUGUGAAGGAGCUUCGUCUGGUCGCGGGCGAUUGUUUUGUGCCGUAUUGUGAACCGAUACGAGACGGCACAAUCCCAGCAACUGAUGCCAUGAACCUUUGGCGUAACAUUACAAAAACAUUAAAGGUAGCACUCAGCACAAUGUACAUGCGGCUCGGGACACGACAUACGGGUACGAGCAGCGGGAUUAGUGCAACAACAUCAACCUGGCUACCACAGUACAUCGAGUUGCCGUAUUACGCUAAAUAUCUGCUAAUUGCUGCCUACCUUGCUAGUAACAAUGCGACCAAAGAAGAUAAACGACUGUUUGUGAAAAACCACGGUAAGCAACGGAAACGUUUGCAGACGGUAAAUGCACGUGCCAAGGUGGUAGAAAAGAUGACUACCAAGCUAGGCCCGAAAGCUUUCAAUAUUGACCGUCUGCUGGCGAUUUUUUAUGCCAUACUGGACGAGAAGAUUGGUUUAACGUGCAACCUAAUGGCACAGAUUUCCACACUCGUGCACUUGAAGUUGCUUACGUACGCAACGGUCGAUGGCGUUGGAGGAACGUUGGACGGAUCCGUCACUCGACUUCAAUGUACGGUCGGGUUGGAUUUUAUCAUGCACAUUGGUCGGAUGGUCGGUUUCAACGUACGCCAGUAUUUGAGCGAUUUCUUCUAA